AUGGCUACCGAAGUCCCAGAAGCCAAAGUGGAUUUGGUGACACAAGAGAUAGAACUCACAAAGUUAUUGGCAUCAAAUGAUCCUAGAACUAUAAGUGAUGGUAUCAAACAAAUUAAACAACUGUUACUGAAAAAUUCAGAAGAUACGAGUGAUGCAUUUCAAUUGAAUAAUUAUUUGGUUAUAUGGAAAGGAUUAUUUUACUUUAUGUGGACGUCUGAUAAACCAGUACCUCAAGAAAGUGUGACUGAACAAUUAAGUUAUCUUAUCCAUAGUUGCACUUCUUAUCAAGGUAAAAUAUUUUUUUUGGAUGCAUUUUUUCUUACUAUCAAAGAUAAUUGGAUGUCAAUAAGACAGCACCGUAUUGAUGCAUGUAUGAUGUGGGUGAGGCAUUGUUUAAAACAAUUACUAUUUACCUUUGUCAACUGUGAUUGGAACUUGGAGUAUAUGAAUAAAUUUAGUGAAGUUCUAUAUAGAGCCCUCAAAUCAUUCACUCCUAGUUUGAGAACUCAAAUACAAGUAAUUUUCUUGGAAGAACUUGCUAAAGUAAGUAGAGGAAAAGUGCCUACUGAAGCAUUGGUCAUUAUUUUAGAUUCAUUCCUACAUUACAUUUCUGAGCUCAAUGAUGUAAUGUUAAUCAAAGAAGUUACCCAAAAUGUAUUUAGAAAUCUUCUAUCUCCGUCACCUGAUUUGGAGACGUUAGAAGCUAAGUUUCAAGCUUCUCAAAAAAUCAUUGAUUCAAGCAAUUUAAAUAAUGACUUAGUUGAAGGUGAUAUAGCAAAGAACAAGGCAAAUGAAUUAAAUGAGAAUCCAUUAGAUCCUCAAGUUGAAAAUGUAAGUGUUGAAAUACCUCGCAUCAAUUUCAAUCCUAAAGACGUAGCAAAGGUUUUGAAUAAAUAUUUAACUAAAGUUGAUUGUACCAGAAAGUGUUUAUGGGAAAUAACUAAAUUAAUACAAUUUUAUAAUCGUUUGGGAGCUUGUUUUCUAACAUGUAGGCCAAAAGAUUUGAAAACAAAUAGCCAAGUAUUAAAGCAUAAAAAGAAAAAAUAUUUAUCUAAAAUGGUAAAAGACGGAGUGAAAAGGUUAGAAAUGGUUGAUUCGAGGAUUAAAAAAAGUGGCCUUGAAGUUCAUGAUCAUAAAAGUUUUAAAGAACUUACUAAGAUGGGUGAAAUAGUAAAAGUUACACAAAAUGGAAAACCCAUGUGGAAAGUAAGAAAGUCUAAUAAGAUCAAUACAUUAAAAAAGAACUUCAAUUUAAAUGGGUCAUGGACAGUAUCAAAGGACACCCAAAUUGAUGGAAAUAACACUGUGUGUAUGAAGGAUGGUGAACAACCACUUAUAGUACCUGUUGGAUUUAAUGUUGAAGUUUUAGAAACUUCAGAAAAACCACUAACAAAACUUCAGAAAAAGGUUUCUUUAAACCCAAAUUUCAAAUGUUUAACAUUUAAUUCAUCUCUUAAAGAAAGUAAUUCUAACAAACGCAAAAGUAAAAGUCAAAUUACACAAAUGAAUGAUGGAUCAAAAAAAAAAAAUAUAAUAAAAAAAAAUUCUCUUUUCAUUAAAAUUGGUACGCCUAAUGCUUUAAACGCAAGCCAUAAAAACAGUUUAUCGAUAUCUGCAGACCAUGGAGGGUCAGUAUCUAAACAUUUUGAAAACAACACAAAGUCUGCAAAAGCUUUACAAUUAGUAAAUUCACCAUUUAAUAUUAAAAGUCUUACACUAGAUAACAAAAUUGGAGGGAAAAAUCAAAUUAAUGAUGAACCACUAUUUCAAGCGCCUGCUGAAUUUAAUGUUGAAGCUUCUGAGACUCUAGAAAAAAAACUUACAAAACUUCAGGAAAAGGUUUCUUUAAACCCAAAUUUCAAAUCUGUAUCAGUUGAUUCAAAUCUAAAAGAACUUACUAAGAUGGGUGAAAUAGUAAAAGGUACACAAAAUGGAAAGUCCAUGUGGAAAGUAAGAAAGUCUGAUAAGAUCGAUACAUUAAAAGAGAACUUCAAUUUAAAUGGGUCAUGGACAGUAUCAAAGGACACCCAAAUUGAUGGAAAUAACACUGUGUGUAUGAAUGAUGGUGAACAACCACUUAUGGUACCUGUUGGAUUUAAUGUUGAAGUUUUAGAAACUUCAGAAAAACCACUAACAAAACUUCAGAAAAAGGUUUCUUUAAACCCAAAUUUCAAAUCUGUAUCGGUUGAAUCAAAUCUAAAAGAACUUACAAAGAUGGGUGAAAUAGUAAAAAGUACACAAAAUGGAAAGUCCAUGUGGAAAGUAAGAAAAUCUGAUAAGAUCAAUACAUUAAAAGAGAACUUCAAUUUAAAUGGGUCAUGGACAGUAUCAAAGGACACCAAAAUUGAUGGGAAUAACACUGUGUGUAUGAAUGAUGGUGAACAACCACUUAUGGUACCUGUUGGAUUUAAUGUUGAAGUUUUAGAAACUUCAGAAAAACCACUAACAAAACUUCAGAAAAAGGUUUCUUUAAACCCAAAUUUCAAAUCUGUAUUGGUUGAUUCAAAUCUAAAAGAACUUACUAAGAUGGGUGAAAUAGUAAAAGGUACACAAAAUGGAAAGUCCAUGUGGAAAGUAAGAAAGUCUGAUAAGAUCAAUACAUUAAAAGAGAACUCCAAUUUAAAUGGGUCAUGGACAGUAUCAAAGGACACCAAAAUUGAUGGCAAUAACACUGUGUGUAUGAAUGAUGGUGAACAACCACUUAUGGUACCUGUUGGAUUUAAUGUUGAAGUUUUAGAAACUUCAGAAAAACCACUAACAAAACUUCAGAAAAAGGUUUCCUUAACCCCAAGUUUAACAUGUCCAUCAGUUGAUUCAUCUAUAAAAGAAUUUAAUAAGCCGGGUGAAAUAGUAUUAGAACAGAAUUUCAAUUUAAAUGGGUCAUGGACAGUAUCAAAGAACACCAAAAUUGAUGGCAAAACCACUGUGUGUAUGAAUGAUGAUUUUGUUACCCCAAUUUUGGUACCUCCUGGAUUUAAUGUUGAAGUUUUGGAGUCUUCAGAAAAAACAUCAACAAAAGUCCAGAAUAAAGUUUCGGUAACGAGUCAUAACAAUAGUUGGUAUCUAUCUGCUGACAAUGAUGGUUCUGCAUCUAAUAUAAUUAAAGAAAGCAACCCAUCUAUUAGGGUACAAAAAGAUAUUUCGUUUACGUCCGUAAUUACACCAGAUAAGAGUUCCAAGAGCCUUAAACUUCCAACUGCUGAACAUAGAGUAUUGCCACAAACCACAACUACAUUUUCCAAGAAUAAACCAGAUGGAAAAAAUGAAGGUACACCUAUAAGUAAAGUGAAAGCAACUUCAGCUACAAGAGUAUUGCGAAAAUGUAGGAAGACAACAACAGGAAAAGCAAUAAGCAUGUUAAAACCUAAAGACAUUUCUAAUAAGGCACUUAAAAAAGUUCGAAGUGAGGCUUUCGAGAAUGGUUUUGGUUCUCUUAGAAAAAGUCCUAGGCUGGCCAUAAAGGCUACAAGAGAAUUGCAAAAUUGUAGGAAGACAACGGAAGGAGAAGAAAUAAGCAUGUUAAUACCUGAAGACAUUUCUAAUAAGGCACUUGAAAAAGUUCGAAGUGAAGCUUUCGAGGAUGGUUUUGGUUCCCUUAGAAAAAGUCCUAGGCUGGCCAUAAAGACUACAAGAGAAUUGCAAAAUUGUAGGAAGACAACGGAAGGAGAAGAAAUAAGCAUGUUAAUACCUGAAGACAUUUCUAAUAAGGCACUUGAAAAAGUUCGAAGUGAAGCUUUCGAGGAUGGUUUUGGUUCUCUUAGAAGAAGUCCUAGGCUGGCCAUAAAGACUACAAGAGAAUUGCAAAAUUGUAGGAAGACAACGGAAGGAGAAGAAAUAAGCAUGUUAAUACCUGAAGACAUUUCUAAUAAGGCACUUGAAAAAGUUCGAAGUGAAGCUUUCGAGGAUGGUUUUGGUUCUCUUAGAAAAAGUCCUAGGCUGGCCAUCAAGACUACAAGAGAAUUGCAAAAUUGUAGGAAGACAACGGAAGGAGAAGAAAUAAGCAUGUUAAUACCUGAAGACAUUUCUAAUAAGGCACUUGAAAAAGUUCGAAGUGAAGCUUUCGAGGAUGGUUUUGGUUCUCUUAGAAAAAGUCCUAGGCUGGCCAUAAAGACUACAAGAGAAUUGCAAAAUUGUAGGAAGACAACGGAAGGAGAAGAAAUAAGCAUGUUAAUACCUGAAGACAUUUCUAAUAAGGCACUUGAAAAAGUUCAAAGUGAAGCUUUCGAGGAUGGUUUUGGUUCUCUUAGAAAAAGUCCUAGGCUGGCCAUAAAGACUACAAGAGAAUUGCAAAAUUGUAGGAAGACAACGGAAGGAGAAGAAAUAAGCAUGUUAAUACCUGAAGACAUUUCUAAUAAGGCACUUGAAAAAGUUCGAAGUGAAGCUUUCGAGGAUGGUUUUGGUUCUCUUAGAAGAAGUCCUAGGCUGGCCAUAAAGACUACAAGAGAAUUGCAAAAUUGUAGGAAGACAACGGAAGGAGAAGAAAUAAGCAUGUUAAUACCUGAAGACAUUUCUAAUAAGGCACUUGAAAAAGUUCGAAGUGAAGCUUUCGAGGAUGGUUUUGGUUCUCUUAGAAAAAGUCCUAGGCUGGCCAUAAAGACUACAAGAGAAUUGCAAAAUUGUAGGAAGACAACGGAAGGAGAAGAAAUAAGCAUGUUAAUACCUGAAGACAUUUCUAAUAAGGCACUUGAAAAAGUUCAAAGUGAAGCUUUCGAGGAUGGUUUUGGUUUUCUUAGAAAAAGUCCUAGGCUGUCAUUCAAGACUGAUUCUGCUAAGAAAAUAGUUGAAUACCAAUGUUGAGCAAGCUGAUGAUGAAAUUAAAGUCAAAAAAAAAUUAUGAUGACUUUGAUAUUGAAAUAAUCAAAGAUGACAACAAUCUUCUUGAGAAUUCAAGUAGCUUUAAAAGUUCAGAAGCUACAAAACCACAUUUAACGCAUAAUGUUCUGAAAGCAUAAUUACAGUCAACUAUUCACUCAAGUAUUGUAUAAUAAAUACAUUUUAUUAAAAACUAAAAUGUAUUUAAUUUAUUAACUAGGUUUGGGACUAAUUCAAAAUAAAUCUACAAAAAUUCAAUUUGUAAAUAUACGGUACCAUCAUUAUAACAAUAGAAAAAUGGUAAAAAUUCCACCAAUAAAGUCUUUGGAAAAACAAACUAACUAAACAAACAAUAUAUCAACAAAGAUUUAUGCAGUAUUCAAACAACGUUCACAGGUCAAAAAAUAUGACUUUGAUGUUGAAAUAAUCAAAGAUUACAUCAAUCUUUUUGAGGAAGUGAGAAACUCUAAAACUACAGAAGCUUCACAACCACAAUUGACGCAGAAUGUUCUGAAAUCAAAAUUUCUGCCAAUUUGUCACUCAAGUUUGGGACUAAUUCAAAAUAAAUCUACAAAAAGUCAAUCUGUAAAUAUACGCUACCAUCCUUAUAAAAGAAAUAUCAUAACAAUUCUGCCACAAAAAUCGUUGGGAAAUUCAAA
Metopolophium dirhodum (rose-grain aphid) is the source of this 5471-nucleotide messenger RNA. RefSeq lists its product as uncharacterized. The transcript has 17 exons. The record is from RefSeq and is a predicted model, not a curated record. Lineage: Eukaryota; Metazoa; Arthropoda; Insecta; Hemiptera; Aphididae. Gene Ontology annotation, biological process: rRNA processing. The coding region runs from base 1 to 4797 and encodes 1598 amino acids. Gene Ontology annotation, cellular component: preribosome, small subunit precursor.